Messenger RNA from Bursaphelenchus xylophilus (pine wood nematode), 2490 nucleotides. NCBI's taxonomy places the organism in Eukaryota, Metazoa, Nematoda, Chromadorea, Rhabditida, Aphelenchoididae. The record is from the annotation of a GenBank genome assembly.
AUGAACCAUUCUUCCUUCGACUCUAUCCAUUUAACUAGUGCCGACAUUCUAUCCUCCCCAUUGUUCUCUCGAAAUGCGUGGCAGCUCCAUCUUGACUAUCUACGUCAAUACGGCGAUCAACCGACCAAUGACGCUCGUGAUCGAGAUACAUUUAAGGACCUAGGUAGAACAGCAGUUUCCCAAGAUCUCAUUCAAAUAUGCCGCAAGAUUCAUGUAAACUAUGGCACUACCCUCUCAGAUAUCCUCGAAGACUUAUCCCGACCUCUCAACCAGAUAAAUGACCCCACUAUUUCCCCUCGGGUGACCCUUGAUCGUUUGAAAUUAGUGUUGAGUGAGCUCCGUCGAUUCGAGAAACAAGCAAAUACCCUCCUAGGAGAACUCAGUGAUAUCUGUUACUCCAACAACGUUUCUAACGAGUCUUUGAAUACCUUCUUGUCAUCUAUUGAGAGACCUAUUAUGUCAGCAAUAAUUAAGUAUUGGAGCAAUAGUUGUAAGGAAAAAAUUGCUGAUCUUGAAGAAUCCAUGAAUCCACGAAACGACCACAAGUUAGAAACCGUUUCUCCCGUUACCCCUCCAAGGCCCUCAAAUCUCGUUCCGGCUUUCUCUUCUUCCCCAAUUCUUCCGUUAGGUUUUCCUCCUCCCAUGAAUUCUCCGCCGAAGCGAUUAGGUAUCGAUCUGGCAAAGGCCAAAGUUCCCCGUUUCACUGGUCGAAAAGAUGAAUUCCCCAUGUUUUUCGCCUUGCUAAAUGAGAUCCUCGACUACAACAAAGAUUACCCCGAGACCACUCGCAUAGGAUUUCUCGUUUCCAAUCUUAUCGGUGAACCGUUGACAAGCAUUCAAUCCAUUCCGAUUCGGGCAGGUAGCUUAGCCAUCAUGUUGAAGUCCCUCCAGGAUAGAUACGGCGACUCCGAAGAUCAAGUUGACCGGUUGAUAAAGAUCCUCAAAGAUAAAAGGCUUUCGGUUCCUCGUACCCAUCAAGAAUUGACAUCGUGGUAUUAUCAGCUGCGUGAUAUGAGUGUCUGCCUCCUUUCCUCAACUUCCGAAGCCCAAGAACGUCUCUUUCUCUCUUGUCUGUUCGAUUCCCUUCCCUUCAAUAUUCAUGAGUCCAUAGUUGCUUCUUUCGAUCGUUCAGGUCAAAAGGCUACCGUCAAGAAUGUCAUCAAUGAAUUAGGGAUCAUCGUUAGAACCCGUGAGAAGUUGCUUUUCCGAGCGGGAGAUGUUUCUGAUCGUCGAGAGACUUGUGAGUUCCUCAAUCAUUCGAAUUUCGAACCUCGAGCCCUGUUCAAUUCCGCCAGUCCUGAUACUCGUUCUUUUCCCCAAUCUCGGUCUAACAAUACCAGUGUCUUCAAUUCUAAUCCUAGUAUGACUCUUGCUUCUUGUGCCUUCUGUUCCCAGUCUCACGACUCUGCAAGCUGUCAGAUUGUCCAAGAUUUCGAUUCUCGUCAACGGAUUGUUCGUGAGAAUAGGCUCUGCCUUCUUUGUCUCCAACGUGGUCAUAUAGUUGCUCAGUGCUUUCAUUCUCGGUGCUCGAAUUGCAACGGUCGACAUCAUGUUUCUCUCUGCGGUAAAUUGUUUCCUCCAAGCGAAUCAAACGCCAAUUCCCAUCCUGAAACCCCUGUGAGUUCCGUGAACCCUACUCCGAAUCCAGCACUUUCUCGUUUCCCGAGGUCAAACCCAGUCGAAUCAGUUACUCCAGAGAUACCCAUGAGAAGCUUUCGGUUGAAUGGACACCAAGAAAUUCCGCAAUUGCCUUCCCUUAUCGUUUCGCACCCUAUCGUAUCGAAUCCUAUCGCAUCGUCUAUCGCCUCGCCUUCAAUUAUAUCGUCUCCUAUCGUUUCGUGUCCUCUCGUAUCGUCUAUUGUAACACCCUCUAUCGUCUCGGACUCUAUCGUAUCGCCUAUUGUCUCGUCUCGUAUCGUUUCGUGCCCAAUAGUAUCGUCUUCUAUAGUAACACCCCCUAUCGUAUUUGGUUCGAGAAACGCUGUGAUUUCGUCGAAAAAAUCUUCCUCCAUUCCCCAAGACUCCUCUCUGAAUAUUGGAAAUCCAUCUGAUCUCGUUAUGGUUCCCCAUGUUCGUCAUCGUAAAUGGCGUCGUAAGAAAAUUGUGGAUCGAGGGCAGGUAUUGCCGCUGGUCAAUAUUGGGUUCACGAAUCUUCCUCAACCCGAUUCCCCCUAUCACACUCCAUCCGAAACUCCCCACUCUUCCCCAUCGCUCUCUGGAUGUCAUUUUCUACUGAAUGAAUUGCCGAUGGAACAACGCACCCGAUGCAAACUCAAAUUCCUGGGCUUAGAACCUUCACAUGGACAGCCAUUCGAAGAUGAAUAUCCGGACUCCCUCAUGACGUGCUCUUGCCCUGAUGUACCCAAUCCGAACCCUCCAGUCACAGAAGAACCCUAUCGAUGUCAACCCAUGGUCAAGGAAAGAAGAGGAAAAGUGGGCAUGUUGGCGACUUCAUUGAAACCGCCAAUUCUUUCCCACAAAUUUGCAUAG